This is a messenger RNA of Silurus meridionalis, 3135 nucleotides long. RefSeq names its product interleukin-17 receptor E (gene il17re). The coding region runs from base 164 to 2452 and encodes 762 amino acids. Gene Ontology annotation, molecular function: interleukin-17 receptor activity. The transcript has 17 exons. Lineage: Eukaryota; Metazoa; Chordata; Actinopteri; Siluriformes; Siluridae. The record is from RefSeq and is a predicted model, not a curated record.
CUUCACCUUUACAGUAGAAGGAGCAGAGCGAAAUGAAGGAAGUCGAGAGUACAGCCGGAUCCGAGUUUGUCGGUAAGCGCUCCGGUCCUUAAUUGUCCCGACAUUCCCGGAUCGACAUGUGAAUAUUGGACCGCACGUCGUUAAAACAACGGAACCGGGUCCAAUGGGCAGACGAGGCGUGUUCACGUGCGCAGUCGUCGCGCUCCACUUGCUCGUUCUCGUGCGCGCUCUCGAGACCCAUCGACAAGAUGCACUCGUGGUGAAAGAGAAAUGGUCCAGUGUCGACGAUAAGCGGACCUUGCCGCGGAUAAACCUCUCGUUUGUCAGAGGCUACGAUGCAUGUGUGCGUCUGCGUCUGCGAAUAAAUCCCCUGUCAGCCAAUAAAACCCUACGGAUCGAGUUCAGCGAUUUAGCAAAUCAAAACCGCACUCUAUUGAUCUGGAGGGGUCGUCAUGGCAACAAUACCGUACAGUGGAAAGAGGUGUUUGAUGAAUAUAGUAGAAAAGUUCAAAUAAGAACUCUCUGUUCCAUCAAUAAAACUCUGGAUGCCCGAAGUGAACUUGUGUGGGAGUUGCGGUAUGACUGUUUAAUGACCCCUGCAGGAAAUACCAUUCAUGUGACCGUGUAUGACUUCAACCAAACACUCAUUGAAGGCAGUUACAAUGUAAAACGCCCACCACAAGUCAGAUCCAGAUCCUUGCAACCAGAAGACGAAGUGCCAGUGUUUCAAGUAACAGUAGAUGUCUUUGCAAAACAGUUUAUUGUUACCAUGGAUCCAGGACAAAUCAUGAAUUUAAAGUUAUGCUAUGAAAACAAAGGAUUUUGUAAAGGAAUUCAGAACAAAUCCUAUAAGAUCAAUACUGAUCUUAAUCACACAGUAACUUUAAACAUUCCUGAAUUGGUUCCUUGUGUAUGCGUGCAGACAUAUUACAACUUCGUCGACGCCAGAAGAAACACAAACUGCCCAUUAAAAGACAGAAUCCUGCCAGGAGGUGGAGAAGUGUUGUACAGCAGCUCACUGAAGCUCUACGGUACCUCUGUUCUUAAAUGGACGCAUCCAUGCCCCUUAAUCCAGUUCAAACCUGACGUCUCUCUCUGCUGGCAACAUGCUGUAAACCACUCGCAGUGUUCUUCAGUGCAAAACUCCACUCUGUACAUGAGUGACCAGGAAUUCAGCGUGUCUGAUGUAGACAAGCACGCCCACAUGUGUUUGAAGUUUUUGCUGAACGAAAGCCAACAUGUCUUCUGCCCCUUUAACUCGGGUGAUUUAUCUGAAUGGGAAUGUGCAGUCGUUCCUGGACCUUGGCGUCUGUAUGUACAACUGUCCUCCAGUAUCCCAGCAUCCUUUGCUGCCCAGCUGUGUGUGAAAGAAGGUGAAGCAUGUGUCACAAAAGAAAAUGUGCACACAGUUCACAUGGACGAAGGUGCUGAAGAUGUAGAGCUGAUUGUGCCUCUUCCCUUUUUCAAUUCUGGACUGUGUGUGCAGGUGUGGAGGUCUGAGCCUGCUCUCCGUGGAAGGAGGAUCAUAUGUCCUGAUUAUACUCACAGAAGAUGGGGUCUUAUUGUUGCGGCUUCAUUGACGCUCCUGACUGCUAUAACAGCACUGGGCAUCCUCACUUACAAUUUGGUCAAACGGCAGACGUCAGUAUGGCGCGCUGCCGAGAGAAAGCCAGUUUUGCUGGUCUGCUCCUCUGACGAAACGAGUCACGUUUCGGCCGUGUGCGCUCUAGCAAGCGGCCUGCAGGAGGAGCUGCGCAUGGACGUGCGUCUGGCACAGUGGGCGCACUGCAGCAGUCAGACCUCUCUGGCCCAACUCGGCCCUGUCCCCUGGCUCUUCGGCCAGUGCCAGCAUGUACACAGUGUAGGUGGCAUGGUGCUCAUAGCCUGGAGCUCUAAAGCCCAACAGACAUUCCUCAGAUGGAGGGAGAGAGAAAGUGGAGGAAAAGCCGAUAAGGACCAGAAGGAUAGAGUGCUGCUAGAAGAAUGGCAAGAUAAAGAGGGACAACAAUGGGCAGAGAACCACUCCUCAAUUACCGCUCCAGUGUUUAACGCCAGCCUCAUAAGUAUGUGGGCGGGCCUCCAGAGCGAAAGGCACGGUCAAGGCUUUGGUCUUGUGUGUUUUCGAGGGUUAAGGGGAACACGGUGUAUUCCAAAGCAGCUCAGAGGCAUUCAGAGAUAUUGCCUUCCUAGAGAUCUCUCAAACCUGAUCCACGAACUGGACGUGAACGUCCACAGGCCGGGAAGCAGGGUCCAAAAAGCGAGUAGUUGGUGCUGCUGGCCACGCCUUUUCUCCAAAGGCCUGUCUUUCUGGUUGUCGCAGAGGCUCGCUCGGAGACUGGACGCAUUGCUUCCUCAGGCAGCAGACAGGAAACGUCAUCAAAAAUUGGCCGGCGAAAAGACGUUAACGAAAAGGUUAGAAAAGAAGAAACAAAGACAGAAAGAUUCACUUUGAAAGCUUAAAUCCUUAGCUCCUUCCUGUUACCAAAAUGUGACUUUUCAAUAAAGCUCUAAACCUCAGGGACAAUUUAUUUUGCCUCCAUCAUGCAUUUCUCCAAAUUGUAUAUAAAUGGUGUAGAUAAAAAGUAAAAAUGUUAUAUUGUUGUGCUGUAUUCAGUUUUGCACCAGGUUUAAUCUAUGACCUCAUCUUUUUUUGUGAAAUGACCACAUGACCACUCAGAACUGAAACUAUGGUCUUUCCAAUUGAUUUCAAUUGACCCAUCACUGAAACAUCACUUUGUGGUACACAAUCCCUAACUUGCACAGAAUCCUCUUGCAUACAGUAUGAACUGAUCUUCAUUUGUAUGCACUGAUAUUUUUUGACAGUAUUAUUUGUAAGUAUUUCACAGCAGGAAAUUUGUAGAGACUGUACUCAGCCAUUGCACAUGGACCUUAGCGUUUAACUGCUGGGCUGUGUGUUUAGAUAACGCAUUUAAUGUCAUGUAUUGUAAUGUAAUAAAAAUCAAGCAAUAAAGACUGAAAUUUUUUGUAUUUCUCUUGCGUGGAUAAAAUCCUGCAUGAGUUUACUGCUAAUAAUACAUACAGUAUAUGCCAUUUGGAUUUUGUAUAUUGUUAUGCAUCUAAGAGGUUUUUAUAUGAAUGUGUAUACCAAUCUAUUAAAGCAAACCUGCUUCAGAA